Molecule: messenger RNA, 996 nt
Organism: Fonsecaea erecta
Lineage: Eukaryota; Fungi; Ascomycota; Eurotiomycetes; Chaetothyriales; Herpotrichiellaceae
Exons: 2
Coding region: 1-996 (331 amino acids)
Source: RefSeq, a predicted model, not a curated record
AUGGCUGCUCAAGUUCUCCCGACACCGUCCUCGCAAUUCCCCAACCACUUGUCUUACGGGAACGAGAUGCUCAAUUCUUUCCAGAAUUUUGAGACUCUGCCAUCUGGGAGCGUUGCCUACACUUCCGGCCCCCCGUCACAGUCGCUUCUGAUGGUAUCUCAACCUUCAAUGAAUUCCGAGGUGCCAUAUCGCAGACGUUCCUCUCAUUCGCCGCAGGCGCCCAUGAGCGCGCCGGCAAUCCGUGACCGAACACCCAUUCGGCACCACAGGCCCAGCCUGUCGCGCGGUCGCAGUCACAGUCGAAGCGAUUUGUUGCUGGCAUACGCCACCGAACAAAACCAGCUGCACCAGACACAGUCACUGCCGUCAAUGGCUGCUAUGCCGUCACAGAGCGGGUCGACGAUGCCACAAAUGUACAACAUGCCAUCGUACAGCAUGUCGCCCCCCAUCACCAGCUUUCCGCACCAAGGGGGUUAUUUUGGAUCCCCAGUGCCGCCACCAACGGCACAACAAGACACGACGACUGAUUUCCCGCUGCACCAUAAUGAAACGGAAGCCCACGCCUUCUACCCUGUGGGCCGCACAACUUCUCACGGCUCAGCGCUGAGCCUACCCCCGCCUGAUUCGCCGAAUACUCUGUACCUGCACGGUCAGCCACAACAUAGUCAACAACCACUACCCUCGAUUGGGAUGACGAUGCAACCUUUCCCAGCGGUACCCCUUACGUUGGAAUCUUCUCCCGCCGAAAUCGAGAUUAUGCCAUCCAGACCCAAACCACAAUGCUGGGAUCACGGUUGCAACGGACGUCAGUUCUCGACCUUUUCGAACUUACUUCGCCACCAAAGAGAGAAGAGUGGCAGCGCCGUCAAAGCCGUUUGCCCACACUGUGGCACGGAGUUUACGAGAACAACGGCGAGAAACGGCCACAUGUCGGGCGGCAAGUGUAAAGGGCGGCCUGAGGGGGAGAGUUCGAACCGAGCGAAAAAGGAAUCUUGA